Lasiosphaeria miniovina is the source of this 602-nucleotide messenger RNA. RefSeq lists its product as uncharacterized. The transcript has a single exon. Lineage: Eukaryota; Fungi; Ascomycota; Sordariomycetes; Sordariales; Lasiosphaeriaceae. The record is from RefSeq and is a predicted model, not a curated record. Bases 44 to 238 code for a protein of 64 amino acids.
GCUCAAGGUGCGCACCUGUCGCGCCUUCCUUGACGGCAACAGUAUGGAAGGCAAGUACUACGGUGCUCUUGCCCUCUUUCCCCUCUUUCAGCGAGAACCUCCAAGGGUGUCUACUCAUACGGGCAUAAUCACAGGGUCGUGCUUUCCGAUAAGCAUCUCCCCUCUCCCCUCCAGAGACGCAAGUUCGGUCUUGAGCCAGUUUCCCCAGACCACUUCCGCUCCCGUCUCGUUCGUCUGAUGCUCAUUUCCAGAUGCCCAGCAACUUGAAGUCGGGUGGAUGCCCACCAAGAACACCCAUUCUAGAUCUUGGGUUCUUUGAGAACCAGCCCCAAGAUAAGUGCCACGCAACCUGGCCCAUUAUCUCUCUUUCGUUUUGACACAGUUACAAAGGUACGGUAGGCGCGAGGCGCUUAGACGGUUACGCGCCCACGGAACACGUCGUAGUCGAUAGUUGCCAACGUCUCUCUGUGUGAGAAAAAAGAAUACAACGCAGCAGGUGAGGUGGCUUAGUUGAGAAACACACUUUGAUCUUGCAAUGGCCCGUUGCGAAGGAGUCUAUGUCCAAACUUAGCGUCAAGCCAAGUCUCGAGGAGGUUGUUCCG